AUGAGGCUCCCCGUAAUCCUGCUGUUCGUAGCUCUGGUUGGGACGAGCGCGGUGGCCGAGUCCCUCGAGCUUCGCGAUGCAGAAGAGCAGGACGACCUCGUGAGAUGCGAGUUCAGGCCCAAGCGAUUCCAGAGUUAUAACGCAUGCAACCAGCAUGACCGAGCGCAUUGCCGUUUGGGCGGGGGAAACUGCAACUAUAAUUCCCUGACGAAGAGAUGCAGCAAUAACUCCCUGAUGCGAGGGCGAAAUGCACCGAUAGCUUGUCUGCGCUGCUCAUGCUACAAGAGGAAGUGA
Molecule: messenger RNA, 294 nt
Organism: Schizophyllum commune H4-8
Lineage: Eukaryota; Fungi; Basidiomycota; Agaricomycetes; Agaricales; Schizophyllaceae
Product: pri3a-like protein
Exons: 2
Coding region: 1-294 (97 amino acids)
Source: RefSeq, a predicted model, not a curated record